Molecule: messenger RNA, 2524 nt
Organism: Eruca vesicaria subsp. sativa (arugula)
Lineage: Eukaryota; Viridiplantae; Streptophyta; Magnoliopsida; Brassicales; Brassicaceae
Source: the annotation of a GenBank genome assembly
GUUUUUGUUUUCUGUUAAAUCCGUUGGGUUUGUUUUCGCAUCGCCUAAUCUCCAUCUUUCUGGUGGAUUCAAAUCGUUAGAGAGAGCAAAGGGAUUCAUUCAUUCAUGUUAUUUUUCUUAAUAUUGUGAUGAGCAUACCAUGAUCUCUCGCUAUGCGUUGGCUUCCUCAAAUCUCCUUCUCCUCUCCCUCAUCCUCCCCCUCUUCUUCCUCAUCUUCUUCUUCCCUCAACCUGGAUCGUGAUCGUUUCCACCGUCGUCUCUUUCGUUUCAACCGUGGCAGGCUCACGCGUCAGAGGAAGCUCCGUCACUUGACCGAUGACGAUGUUUUGGUACAACGCCGCCCCGAUUCUUCAACCUCCGUUGACAACGUCGCCUUAAAUCGAUCUCCAAGCGCUUACACGUCUGGUCCUCGCUCCCCUUCCGCCGUUCCCUUGCCCUUACCUCUUCCCUUACCCGAGGGAGGAGGAGGAGAUUCAAGGAAUCGGAUCGGUAGAGGAGGAUUGGAUCGAGAUCCCGGUAGACUUGUUGCUGAUCGCACCUCCUCUGGUCCUCCUCUCACCAGUGGUGCCAAUGCCGUUAGCUGUACAAAUAGUCCGAAUAAUAAUAAUAAUAAUAACAGAAAUGGCGGUUAUUGGGUGAACAUACCAACAAUGAGUGCUCCAACGAGUCCCUACAUGAGUCCCGUCCCUAGCCCUCAAAGGAAGAGUACUGGCCACGAACUACCUUUUUUCCAUUUACCUCCUAAGAGCAAUCAAGCAUGGUCAGCUCCCGAUAUGCCCUUUGACACCUCUGGACUUCCUCCUCCUGCGUUUUACGACUUCACUGCGUUUAGCACAGAUAACUCUCCAAUUAAUAGCCCGCAGCCUCGAAGUCCACGUAGACAGACACCGAGCAGCAGACCGACCUCACCGUUGCACUCGAUGCUGCUAUCGCCUGAGCAAUCGGCUGCUGCUCCGCCACGGGAAAGUGUUUCCUCGCCUUUGCAUCCGAGGAUGUCUACUGAUGUUGUUACCAGUGGACGUAGCUCCAAUGUUCAUCCUUUGCCUCUCCCUCCUGGAGCUGCUUGUCCUUCUCCAUCAGGUGCUUCUUCUCCUGUUCGGUACCCGCAGGGUACUCUCAAACAGGAUUCGUUCCCGAUGAAUUCUCAGUGGAAGAAAGGGAAGCUUAUAGGUCGUGGUACUUUUGGAAGUGUUUAUGUCGCAAGCAACAGUGAAACUGGAGCAUUAUGUGCGAUGAAGGAAGUUGAGUUGUUUCCUGAUGACCCAAAAUCUGCAGAGUGUAUAAAGCAAUUAGAGCAGGAAAUCAAACUUCUCAGUAACCUUCAACAUCCAAACAUUGUGCAGUAUUUUGGUAGUGAGAUAGUAGAUGAUCGUUUCUUUAUAUACCUGGAGUAUGUUCACCCGGGUUCAAUUAACAAAUAUAUCCGAGACCAUGGUGGCGGUACCAUGACAGAGUCUGUUGUUCGCAAUUUUACUCGUCACAUCUUGUCCGGGCUGGCUUAUUUGCACAGCAAAAAGACAGUACAUAGGGAUAUCAAAGGUGCUAAUCUCCUUGUCGAUGCCUCUGGAGUUGUCAAGCUUGCUGACUUCGGCAUGGCUAAACAUCUUACUGGGCAAAGAGCUGAUCUUUCGUUGAAGGGAAGCCCGUACUGGAUGGCACCAGAGCUCAUGCAAGCUGUGAUGCAAAAAGAUAGCAACCCAGAUCUCGCUUUUGCUGUUGAUAUAUGGAGUUUAGGAUGUACAAUCAUUGAGAUGUUCACUGGAAAGCCUCCAUGGAGUGAGUUUGAAGGGGCUGCAGCUAUGUUCAAGGUCAUGAGAGAUAGCCCACCGAUACCUGAAUCGAUGUCACCAGAGGGCAAAGAUUUUCUAAGAUUGUGUUUCCAGAGAAACCCGGCAGAGCGACCAACUGCAUCUAUGUUGCUAGAACACCGGUUCCUAAAGAACUCUGUGCAAUCAACCUCACCACGUAACAGCGAUGUCUCAAAUUGCUCUCAUUUACUUAAUGGGAUGAACAUAAAGGAACCAAACACUAGGAGGGAGAAACCAAAUUUCAAACUAGAUCAAGUUCCGCGCGCUAGAAACGUGACAUCCUCAGAGAGUGAAAGUUGGCAGCAACAACAACAGCAACAGUACCGGUCUCCUGAUCUAACCGGGACAGUGCCCCGUCUGUCCCCUCGAUCCACUCUGGAGGCUAUUCCAAGCCCGUCUCCAUCGCAACGACCUAAGCCAAGCACUGACCGGAGAAGAAUCUGCAUCUCUUCAGAUCAAGUUUGAUCUGCACCGAGGCAACAUAUAAAGAUACUACUACUACGUAAUCUCAUGCACAUGUGUGUAUCAAUGUACGUAGGUACAUUAGAGUUUGGGGGUAGAGUGUAGAAGGGUUGUGUAUGUAACAUUUAAUUCCACUGUGGAAUUGAGAGAAGAGGUUUAUUUCAUAGGAAGAGUUGUGUAUAAACGUCAUUUGGUUUGAGAUCUGAAUUAUUUUUUGGAUUUAGAUCCAUUCUAUUAAAUGUUUAAUCUCUCUC